Molecule: messenger RNA, 15541 nt
Organism: Doryrhamphus excisus (bluestripe pipefish)
Lineage: Eukaryota; Metazoa; Chordata; Actinopteri; Syngnathiformes; Syngnathidae
Source: RefSeq, a predicted model, not a curated record
ACGCUGGUUUCAUUCCAAAAUUCCAAUUGGCCAAUUGUCCAUGUGUCUAUUGAAUGUGGUCUAUAUAUGUGCGCUGUGAUUGGCUGGCGACCAGUCCCGGGUGUACCCCGCCUCUCGCCCGAAGACAGCUGGGAUAGUAGAAAAUGAAUGAAUAAAAUGGUGAACUUGAUGCUGAUUUACAUACUUAUUACAUUAUUUUAUUACAUACAAAUACACUUAUUUUUUGUAAAGUAAGCAAGCAGGCCAUAAUGGCAUUAAAUAAUAAAAUGCAUAUAAAGGUGAAUUGAAUGAAUGAAUGAACAUUAAAGGUUACUUCGAAUACACAGCAAAGGGAAUGUACACAGAAAGUACACAGUACUUAUCCACACAUUGACGUUUAAUGUAAGAGACUUGUCAUUACACAGGCUGUCCAGGUGGUCAAUUAAAAAAACAUAAACAUAUGCAGACAAAUAUACAUGAUGCCACGUGGAGCUAUAGAAGGGUGACUGGGGGAGGCUUGUACUGCAAGAAGUUAAUGACACUUGUUGGCAUCUCCAGCUGCUCGAUACAGUGGAUCUUGUUGAUCUUUUUGAGGUAUCUUCGCAGAGCCAGUCUGCACUGUGACGUCAAGGCCUUUGGAUUUCCUGAGGAUGUGACAGGAAGGAAUACAUAUUACAGCAGCUCCACAGCUUCAUUCUGCUUGGUGGACUUCUCAAUGAUAAGCGUGGGAAGAUAGACGUUGGCUCCGAAGUCGAUGAGAAGCUGAAUGUACUCCACACCGCAGCCGUGCCUCAAACACAUCUCCAGCACCGUUUUGGGCUGCUUGAUGGAACUCAGCAGUCUGGGGUCGGCACAGUUGUAAUCUGGAUCGGCCCCGUAGAGGAGGAGCAAUUUGAAGCACUCCAUGUGUCCAUAUACGGCGGCCAGGUAGAGUGGCCCGCUUGACACCCUGGCGCUUGAGGUCCAGAGAAGGACUUUUGAUCGAGAGUUCACCUCAGCACCAUGUUUGAGCAGUUCCUGUAGUAUUGCAACGUCGCCCUCACGAGCAGCAGUGAGCACGGGGGAGCAGUUGUUAGAGGAAUUCCCGUUGGGGUCAGCGCCGGCCCUGAGGAGCGCUAAGACGCAGUCCAGGUACUUUCCUCGAACUGCAGCGAAAAGAGGCGUCUGGGCUUUGACAUCCACACAGUCCACCAGGGCACCGUGGGUCAGCAGAACCUGCAGACAACUGAGGUGGCCUUUGGACACGGCAGCGUGAAGAGGGGUGCCCGCGAUGCCCCAUCCGCCUCUGUAGUUGAUGACCUUCUUGUAGAUAUCCUGGCACAGCAUGUCUUCAAGGAGUCUGUCAUUGUUUUGUAACACCGCUUGUCGGAGCUGGGAGAUCUCACAACUGUGUUCUUCUUCUGUGGUCCUGAGCUGGAGCAUAGAACCUGCUGUCGAUGACACAAAAACACAGAACCAUCAGGUGAUAUCCAAACUUGCACAUUGAACACAGAAAUAUCUAAAAAGUCUGCCUUACAAAGAUGACGAUGCUCAUUAUACUUUCCACACUUUAGUAACAAUAUUAUUAUACUUGUUUGAUUCCGACUUCGUACAAAACUCCUAAUCAGAAUUCACCUCCUAAAACGUUAAUACGCCAAGUGGACGAUAAUGAUAUACAUAACAUAUCUCUGUAAUGCCAGUAUGCUAGCGGCUAAGCUACUGUUAGCAGCUCAAUGUAAACAAGAGUUAAAGGGCCAUCCAACAUGCUAAUCCGCACGGGUCGGACUUCGUUUAUUUCCUUAAAAAACGAACCAUAUAAACCAUGUCAAAAGCGUAGCAUGUUCAACUGCAAUGCAUAUGAUUUUUAUUUUCAACAGUAUGUAGCAAUUAAACAGAAAUUACGUUUUUUUGCCGUCGCUUUACCUUAGAUGUGUCACCACCAUCCGACGCCUGCUUGUUCCUGCUUUUUCUUCUUCAUGGUUGUGUAUUCAACCAAGGCGCAUUGGCGCCCCCUUGUGUUGUAAUUUAGUAUUACAGCUCAUCAUAGCAAACAAAGAAAUCAUGAUUGCUAAUAGUGAAAGAUUUAUUAUUGUUAAAUAGGAAUACCAUCUGUGAUUAUUUUGAUUGUGAUUAUUUUUUCCUUUGGCAUAGAAAAUAUUCUGCAUAUAGACAUUGAUGCUGGGAUUUUAUUGGAGGCACGUGAUGUGAAUUUGAAUAGAUAAUUGGAUUUUUAAAGUUGCUAAAGGUUGUAAGAUGAACCAUGGCAUUGGCUACUGUUGUUACGAAACAAAUCCAACUUUCUCACCACCUUGACCUUUAACGCCUUCUCUCUCCGGGCAACAGCGAUGGCAUCCUGCCUUGCCAAAUGGGGUGCAUUUCUUUUGCAUGCGCGUCACAGGCUUUUGUUUGUUUAAUGGUGAGGUCACAAAGAUAGUUUGCACCCAACAGGGACACAAAACCUUUGCAAAGCAACUUAUUUCCGCAUAUUAUUAAAAAAAAAAAAACAUAUGAAAUGAAACACUGCAUGACCAGCUUGACUUUUUGCUUCCGUCCUUGUGCUCUUCUCUAUCAUUGUCUGCUUUUACAACAUGCUAAUGAGCAGUGAAGGCCUCCUCUGUCCACUCCGCUUCUAUUGCUGUUGCUGAGAAACAAAGUAGAAGUCACCAAGGCGAUUAAAGACCGGGGAGAAGAGACACCACCAUAACUCAGUGUGCUGAGGGUGGGGAUAGAGGUUGCUAGUGAAGGCGCAGUGUUGGAUUUAAUAUGAGGGAAAUCAAAAUGCAGACCAAAAAUGUUGCUUUUUAGACUACUGGAAUGCAUUGAGGGAAAAGUAGUUUUCACUGAGUAUGAUGCAUCUUUCCUCUGAUGCCAAUGACAGUCAUGCUCGCUCCACAGAGACACGCGUGGAGCAUCCUUUGUGUGGUUUUCUUCAGCACAGCAGGAGGCCAUCUUGCAGAAGACAUCCCCUGCCCCAAAGGUGGUCAGAUCCACCUGCCGAGCCUGCGAUGCUUCUGGCUCUCUAAAAAGACGUCCACAUGGUCCGAAGCUUUGGAUUCCUGUCUGCAGACGAGUGGUGGGGACGUGGCAACUGCUGACACGUCGGAUUUACAAAACUUCAUCCAGCACGCCUUCCCAGUCUACUUCAGUCUUUUGGCACACCCGUCCCAUAUGUACUGGUGCGUAUUGUUCUUUUUGGUUAGGAAAAGCUCUGUGUGGGUUUGGCUGAAGGGAUCAAGAGGAGAAGGACCCAACCAGGGUGGGCCUGUGGAGUCAGCAAGUCCUUCAUGGGGGGAUGAAGGCAUCGGUGAAAACCUGGAAGUGUGUCCUCAGUUGUCUUUGGGAACACGUGGACAAUGGAGGAGGACCCCUUGCAGUAAACGAUACCACUUCUUCUGUGAAAGACACCUCGAUGAAUAUUUACCAGAGGUGGACAGUUACCUCGUGGGAGUGGUUCUGAUGACGGGCAUCUACCAUCAGUUCCAAAUCCACCCUCUCUCGACGAUCCCAGAUAGUGAACAACAUGCAGUGGAGUUGCAGUUGUUCCCAGGCCUGUGGUUCAGCCAUUCAGGUCAACUGACAUCCCUGGAACUGGUGGUCCAGCCCAGCCCGACUUCUUCUCUGGUCCGGGUCCAAAUCCUACGACCCUACUGCAACCCCAGCCACCACUUAGUACCUCCAGGUUGCAGCUCCCUUCGGAAUCCCUUCAGCUGCUGCUCGGUGGUUCCGCUGUGCAACACAACAGGGGGUUGCAACCUGGGCCAGUAUUGGUGUCACACUCUGGAAGCCUGCCUCCCCAACAGUAGUCCAUGUAGCCCCUACAUCUCAGCGGCAGGGGGCCACCGCUUCUCCUUCCCUCCCAGAUAUUCACAGAUACCCCCCUUUUACCACUUGGUGGCAGACUUAUCCUUGAGAAUACCAUCUUUGUCUGAUCUGGAAACUUUAAAUGUGCUUCUCCCAGAGGCAGCCAUCUUGGUGUACCCUGAUGAUAUCGUGGCCAUCCAACACACUCGUAAACCUGGGACUUUCCUGCAUUGCCUUUCAAAUGAGGCAUCCUUAAAUUCACCAUGGAGACAAAGUUAUGUGUCUCUCCAGGGGACAGAGUGGGGGGGCUGGUGGGAGGGGGGUCUUACUUCAAUGCCCCAAGGUGGCCACUGGGUAGACGGGGUGGUGUGUAAUCUGAGACUGCUUUACGCAGACACCCUUCACGGUACAGAGGAGAUGUUUGGCCAGACGGAGACAACCACACUUUCUUCCAUGAAGGCCUUGAGUGUGAGCUCUGAAUUUGGACUAAGAGUCAUCUACCCUCCACUGGAUGACAAGAACCAGAUCCACCUUCAAAUCAACGUGCCAACUUUCAUGGUGGUCAAGGUUCUAAAAGGAGAAAACGCCAGGUGCUCGUGGUCGGCCCCAGUCCUUCAAACUGGACUCACCUUCAGCCCAUCUUGCACAGAAGCUCUGCCUGAAUGCAAGACCAAUUCCGGAGAAGCAUGGUUCUCCUCCGUGACUCUGGUCUUACCGUCGGUGGGGGUUCAGACGCUGACCGUCAGUGUGACAGAUGCUGUUAGUGCUCAGAGUUUGAAUGUGACGCUGUGUGGCUAUGAAGGCGUGUCCGGGCUUAGCGUGGAGCCAAGUGACCUCCAGAGGAUGCUUGUGGACACACCCCAGUCUUUUUCAGCCAAAGUGGAGAGGGGCUCAUCAGUGACAUUCUCAUGGGUGAUUGACAACCUGGAGACGUUUGCAUAUGAAGGUGAAUCGUACAGUGUCGUGUUCAAGAAAGCGGCCGAGUACAAGCUAAAGGUAACGGCAUCCAACCCUGUGAGCUCCCAGAGCAAACAGCUCCUGCUGACUGCAGAUGAAAUGACCCCCCUCGGUGAGCCAGAGUUCCUGUUUGUUAGGGAUGUUGUAGCCGUGGGUGCGACACACAGCUACACUCUCAGGGUCAAAGUGGACAUCGCUUUGCCCGCCACCUUCAGAUGGGACUUUGGAGACGGAAGCAACCAAGUCAUCCACACCCGGCCUGCUCCAUGUGAGACAUUGAGGGGGGAUGCUGACCGAAGGGAGAAGCAAGCGUCCAUGCAGCACUCAGUGAACUUUACCUAUUCCACACCAGGUGACUACACACUUCAAGUGGACGUCUCUAACAAAUACGAAAAAGUCCAAAAGUCGACCAAGAUACGCGUCCGUACCCUGUUAAAACAUCUGUUUCUUGACUUCUCCCCUCGGGUGCCCCUUUUGGGCCAGACUCUCCACUUGGAAGCCACCCCUGAUCCCACCUCCAACAAUGUCGUAUUCACAUGGGAUUUCGGUGACAAUUCCAAAGCUGUCCAAGGCACGGAUCGUAAAGUCGAACACACCUUUACAUCUCCUGGAGUCUACAACAUCAGCGUGUGUGCCAACAACUCUCUUUCUGUGCUCAACAUUUGGGUCAUGUUGGAAGUUAUGGAAGAAAUAUCAGGGCUAGGUCUCGGCUACAACGGACCCAACGAGUUGGGCUCGGUCACAGAUUUCAGAGCCAAAGUCGCAACGGGUACGAAGCUCAUGUGGGAUUUUGACUUUGGUGAUGGAGCUAAGAAGGGGAACCUUACAGAUGGUUCGGUUUCACAUAUCUAUGAGUUUCCAGGAAACUAUACAGUGGGGGUAACUGUUUCUAAUUCUGUCAGCCAUUGCCACAAGUUCAUCGCUGUUGUAGUCUAUAGAUUGGCUGUUUUGGGAAUGCUGCCUGCCGAAUGUAUCACCAGUGAUAGAAACACAGAGUUUAGUGCUUUGGUUAGUGGAAAUGUAUCCAUACUGACUUUCUAUUGGCUAUUUGAGGAUGAAUUAGUUGUUGUGGAAGGGCGAUCCACAGCCAUGCACACCUUUUCCAGCGCAGGUACUUACAAUGUUAACUUAACCGUGCAUAGCUCGAUUAGCUCCGUGACAUACAAUAACACAGUCUGUGUUGAAACACCAGUCACUGACAUAUCAGUGCAGUCAUCUCGUUCUAUAGCAGCCACUGGAGAUGAAGUUUGUUUUAGUGUAUUGUUCUCUCCAGAAGAGGCAACCAGUUGUCGAUUUAAGUGGUUCAGCAGCUCCUCCAGUCGAGCUUCGGUGACAGACACCGCUCUGAAGUGUUUUACCUUCCAAGAUGAAGGCAUCCAAGAGGUAUCUGUAACAGUGAGUAAUAAAGUGAGCAGCAAAACGGUAAACACUAGCAUCACCGUUCAGAAACCUGUGAGCGAUUUCUCUGUAGUGCGAGGUAGCGAGACGGUGACUGUGAAUACAUCAACUUCAUUUUGGGUGGAGAGUUGCUCCGGUAGCAAUGUGUCGGUGCUGUGGGAUUUCGGUGACGGUUUCCAAGCAGAACAGAAGCAAAACAUUUUGCAUGUAUUUACCGCAACGGGAGAAUACACCGUGAAUGCCACUGCUUUUAACGCAAUAAGCCAGGAAUCAGUGACCCUAAAAGUGAAAGUGUUGCAUCCCGUGUCAGACUUUAGCCUGCAAACCAAGCAGCCUUACGGUAUUGUCGGAGAAGAGACUGUUUUUACAGCAGUUAGCAGUGACGAUAGCAGCACGGCCUACUUUUGGACAGUGGAUGGUUUAACUCCACUCCAACAGGGGACCUUUCAGUUUAGAUACGUUUUCCACAAAGCAGCAUCAUAUCGAGUACGAGCGGUAGCCCGGAACUUGGUGAGCAAACGGGAGGCAUCCAUAUUAGUUGACGUCUUUGAGAGAAUAGAAGGCCUUCACAUCGAUUGUCCGACAUUGACAAACAUGACAUAUUUCCCAACUCAAGAGGAGGUGGUGUUUGUCGCGAAAGUCACAAAAGGCUCCAAUGUGACGUAUCGGUGGCUUGCUACCCAAAGUGAUGGGAAGUCUGAAAUGACUGCAGGAGGAGAACGUUUUCACUUGGUGGUUGAAAGAGCCAGUAUGUUAUCAAUUCAGUUGAUUGCGUCGAACAAGUUGGGUGAGGUCGCUAGCGUCGCUUCUGUUGUGGCUGUAGAACGUGUUACACGUGCACGCAUAAGUACGCCAUCGCUUGUGGUGGCGGUGGGGAAGCUGCUGAAUAUUUCAGUGUCGGUCCUCAAUGGUUCUAACUUGAAGUACUUUUGGUUUGUGGACGAUCUUCCACCCGUUGAAACAUACACUCCUGAUCUUCUUCACAGAUUUUCAAGCUCAGGGGAUUCUUUUCUCCAAGUUGUAGUUCUGAACGCCCUCAGUAGGAGUACUGACAGUAAGCGUUUUAUUGUGCAAGAGGAGGUAGAAGAGGUGGAUUUUAGAAUAGCGGACAAAAUGUUUCCGUUUUAUAUCAGCACAAACACUGUUGUGUCUUUCCAGGGUGUUGCUAACAAAGGUAGUGAUCUGCACUGGCUUUGGAAAAUAGCCGAUGUCAUAACUGACCUUUUUUACACAACCAACAGAACAUUCACGUCCAUUUUUCCCCACGGAGGCGUUUACAACGUGUCUUUAAAUGUCUCCAAUGCAGUAAAUUGGCUGGAGGUUUCACACGAUGUGUUCGUCGAGGAUCAAAUUGAAGGUCUCAGUCUAAACAUUAGCCGGUAUACUCUUUGCACAGAGGAAGACGUUACCUUCAGGGCGACCAUCAGCAAAGGGAGCAACGUAAGCUUUGGUUUAACAUUUGAAAAUAAAGACCGGAUUCAUGGUCAGGAUGUAGUUGAGGGAUUGUUUACGACAUCAAACCUUCCAACCGGGACAACUUAUGUUAAACUUAGAGCUUGGAAUCAGGUCAGUACUGCACAAGUGUCAAGUAAAGUCCAGAUAAUUGAAAAUAUUAAAACUUUACAACUUUUAAGUCCUUCCCAGAAUGCCAUAGAGGCCCUGGAAGAGAUGCGUUUUGUAGCGGAUGAUCAGCAUGGCUUUCCAGUCAACUACACUUGGAUAUUUCACAUAGGUAGUACUAAGAUGGCGCUCACUGGAAAGGAAGUUGUUUUUACGCCACCGUCGAGCGGUUCAUUAUCGGUCUCUCUGCUUGCAAGCAAUGGCGUCUGCUCUAAAAUGCUGAACAAGACUCUGGUAGUUGAAUUCCCUGUUAAGAAGGUACAGAUGUUUUGUCACUCGGAACGAAUAUUUACUGGACAUGCAGUGGCAUUUUCUGCUAAAGUUACCGAAGGAACCAAUCUUUGGUAUUCGUGGGAAUUUGGAAACGCGAUUGAAUAUUCCCAUUUAGAUACAGUCAACUUUACUUUUAGCCAGGCUGGGGUGUACGUUGUUACGGUUAACAUCUCCAACAGUGUGAGCCAUAUGUCCACACAGCUACGUAUAAAUGUGGAGGUGUUGGAGUGUUCAAGUCCUCAAGCAUCUCUCAUCCAGAGCCAGAUAACUAUCUUCAGAUCCAGAGUGGCUUUAUUUGAAGCAAGUGUGGACAUGAACUGCUCCGUCUACAAGGCCACAUACCGAUGGGAGAUGUUUAGACUAUCUGUAAAUAUCACCGGGAACCUUCUCAAUAGUACAGCUUCACCUUUGCUCUUGCUCCCGAAGCAUUCUCUCCAUGUGGGGAAGUAUCUCCUUCGUUUCACCGUUGCGCUCCAAGGAACUCCUCUUCUCGUGCAAAGGACCACUACAGUCACUGUAGUCCACUCCCCCUUGGUGGCUGUCAUCAAAGGAGGUUCACAUAGAUUCUGGCCGAGCUCCGGUGAUCUGGUCCUGGAUGGACGUGGGUCUCAUGAUCCGGAUACAGACCCAGGAAGAGACGAUACGCUGCAAUAUCACUGGGCUUACUACAUAGAGAACUUCACAAACCCUUUUGAGAGUAACAGUAGUAUUGUGACUAUUCCCAGCAAACUGUUACACCCAAGCAGAAGCUACUCCUUCACCUUAAGUGUACACAAAGCUGGAAGAACACCAGCAUCCUUCACUCAGACAGUAAAGGUGAGUGAAAUCCUACUGCUUCCGGUGUUUGUGGAAUGUGUUUCCUGUUCUGGCCACACCCCCAUUAGCCUAGCUGGACAUUGUACAUCGUGUGAUGAAGUUCAGUAUACAUGGAGCGCUGAGGAUGAAACCGGCUCGGUGCUCAACCUCGACAAGUUUGCCACCUCAACCGGAAGACACUCCGCCAAACUGGUGCUGCGUUCAGGCGUGUUGCUGCCUGGGAAGAUUUAUACCUUCACUCUCAAUGUGACGGAGCCCAGCAGUGGGAGGUGGGGCAGCGCCAGUCAGAUAACGGCACCCACCAGGCCGCCUUAUGGAGGUCUGUGUGAGUUAAACCCGCAGUCAGACGUUCAUCUGCUGGACACGGUAGUCACCUUCAACUGCUCAGGGUGGAGAGAUGAUGAAAGCCCAACCUCUGAGCUCAUCUAUACCUUCCAGGUGGCACCAUGCCAUCAUCCCACUACCUGCUCUCCUGUCACUCUGUACAAGGGUACUCGGUCAAGUUUUGGCAGCAUAGUUCCAGCGGGGACUCUGAUGCACGGACAACACAAGUCACUCAUCACAGUCGCUUUGCUCAUAGAAGGCAAUCUCGGGACACAGGUCAUUGCUCUAAACAAAACUUUGACUGUUCACACUCAAGUGAAUGCCAGUGAGUGGCUUCGAACCAAGAGUCAGACAGACUUGUGGGCUGUAGUCCAGCAUGGCAACUCUCAGGAGAUCAUCCCGUACGCCAUUGCUCUCACCAGUCAACUCAAUCAGAUUAAGCCUGGACAAAAUCCCAGCGAGUUGACAAUAAUGAGGGAGAUUAGAGAGAAUGUUACCAACGCUUUGGUCUCUCUUCCCAUUUCUUCCCCGAUGGACGUUGAUCAGCUCAGCUCAGCAUUAGCCCACACAACUAAUGUUCCCCAGGCGGUCCCUGCUGAGUUAGUGUGUAACCGCUGUCAGGAGAAGGUUCUUGAAGCAGUCGGGAAGAUGAUCCGCAUGAUGGAGGAACACAAGAGCCAUGAUGUUUUGUCAGUCUUGGACACCGGGAGGAACAUCCUGAGCAUCAUAGGUAGCUCCCUGACAGCAAUCAAUGCCUUGAGUUCUCAGCAGAACUUGUCAAGAACUCACGGGUCAGCUUCGACGAUCACCCUGUCGGCUCUUGACAAUGCAGGGGCCUUGAUGCGUGCUCUGAUGCACGAUGCUGUUGAGGUGCCCCUUUCAUUCCACACGCCUUAUAUCCGUACUCUGGGCUUCCACGGAGACCCCUCCAAGCUUCUCUGCAUGAAGCAGUCAAACCAGUCCAACCACACCAUCUCGGGGUCAUCCCGUCCAUCGUGUCCAUUUCAAAUCCCAACCACACUCACCAAUCGUCUGAAGAGUCGGCGCUCAGAGCUGGUGCAGGUGGUUUUGGGUCUGGAUGAGUCUCACGCUUUGCUGUCUGCAGCCAACCCUCCAAUCUCUACUUCUCUGGUUGCCAUGGAGAUCAGCACACCUCAGGGUGAGCGAGUACCCAUCGAGGAUUUAGACCCUGAACAAGCCAUACAGGUCACCCUGCACAAUAAGCAUCCUGUGGGAGAAGGCCACAGAGAAAGCCAUGAGAUCCAUGAUGGACGUACUUAUGGUACAUGUCCUACUGUCAUGUUGCCACCGGAGGGACGUCUGAACUUCAUAAUAAACUCUAUUGAUGGCAUGGAUGAAAAUGCAGGCUUAUAUAUCUCCUUCAACUUCAGCCUGGUACCAGGCCAUACUUCAAUGACUUUGGGACAUAUUAAGAUAGAAAUGACAAGCAGAUUCCAGGAUUCCCUCAUAAAAGAGUGGCCCGUCAAUCUUUCUUCCCUGAACACCUUCACAGAGAAAACCGUCUUACUAUCUCCACUUUUGAACCGCACGGAGAAGACACUCGCUGUCAACCUGACCUCAUCUGUAGCGGAGGGCGGGCCUGUCCACGUGUCUUUGUGCGUGUUCAGCUCUCUAUGCCAGUACUACAGCGUCAAGGAGAGGAGCUGGACUAGUGAAGGUCUCACGCCACUGGAGGGUAGCACACUCCAAACGGUGCACUGUCUGACACGCCACCUGACCAUGUUUGGGGCCAGUUUGUUCGUUCAUCCUGGGGCCGUUGUGCUGUUGCCGCCUUCAGGUGGCCCCGUGCUUAAUGCGGUAGCAGGGAUCGUAUGUGCUGUUCUGAUCCUGAUUCAUCUACUGGUGGGACUCAUUGCCCAUAAACUGGACCACCUGGACAGCGUGAGAAGAAGCCAAGUGCCCCUGUGUGGUCGUUCUGGAUUAUACCACUACAGAGUGCUGGUCAAGACUGGCUGGAGGCACGGAGCAGGCACUACAGCACAUGUUGGCAUCAGUCUGUACGGUGUCAACAAGAGCGGCUCUCGUCAUCUGCAAAGGGAUGGAGCUUUUCAACGUGGCAGCCUGGACCAGUUUCAUUUAGAGACAGACCACAACUUAGGGGAAGUUUGGAAAAUUCGGAUUUGGCACGACAACACAGGCCUGGACCCACCGUGGUAUGUUCAGCAUGUGGUGGUCUGGGAUCCCGUGACGGACCACAUGUUCUUCUUCCUGGUGGAGGAUUGGCUGUCUGUGGAGAAUCAAAAGAAUGGGACGGUGGAGAAAGAAAUUCUGGCAUCAUGUCCUGAAGAACUUACUCAGUUCCAGCGAAUCCUGUCCUCCCAGCUUCUUUUUGGAAUGGUGGAGCGCCACCUCUGGUUGUCGUUAUGGGAACGCCCUGUCCACAGUCAUUUCACCAGGUCUCAGAGGGUUACCUGCAGUGCCCUGAUGCUGCACCUGUACCUGGCAUUGGGUUGUUUGUGGUAUGGGGCUGUUGGCUCCCAGGGGCACAGUGAACCAGUGUCGGCCAAACUGCUGGUAAAUAUGGAGACAGUUGCUGUUGGGAUGGUUGUUGCAGUUCUUCUGUUUCCUCUCCAGUGUUUGAUCUGCCUUCUGUUUAGAAAAGCCCACAGCAAGGUAAUGGAGGACAUGCCAGUUUCUCCUUCACCAGUUUGUCAUUCUGUGGAGAUGGAUGUCUACCUCGGCCAAUCAGCGCUAUCAGGCCCGUCCUUCUUAUCUCUGUCUGAACCCUCCAGCCAAGUCAGAGACAGUCCCUCAUCAUUACUGGAGAGCAAAGCCUUUGACUCCAGCAUCCUGGACUUCUGGGCUGCCUCUGGUUUGGUGCCUCAGACAGACGGAGCGGUUCACGGAGAGAACACGGCUUCCUGGACAUCUUGUGACAGCCUGCUCAAAGAGUCUGACGCCCCCGACCCCUGUGAAGCCUCGCUUGAUGUGUUUCCAACUCGCCAGCUAAGGAGGAAAAAAGCUCGCAUGCAGCUUCACCUGACACCGCCUUCCUCGUCUGACCCCCCUGCUACAAAACACACUGAAUACUCUCAUCCAUGCCUGCCUGCACCGGACCACUAUAGUCUUUCUAUGAAUGCUCACCAGCACAGUAUUCAGACCUUUUUGACUCUGUCUGAGGAGAAUCUGUUAAUGUCGAUAGAAGCAGCCACAGACUCUUUGACCAAAAGCAACUCAGAUAGCGGCAGGGACUCCCCGACAACCACGUCUUCAUUCUCAAACACCCAGAGCACCUCGUGCAGCAGCUGGUCCGAUCACACCGAGGAUAAAAGCCUCCAUGAGACGGAGUUCUUCAAGAUCGGUCCACAUGCGUGCCCCUCCCCGUAUGGGAACAAACUCUACAAAUGUGCAUCAGUACUAUCAGUUGACUCGGUGGCCAGCACCUUCCUGCCAAGUCCUUCCCCUGACUCGACAAGAUCCUCCUCCACGACACGCAUUGGCAUUGCUCGAGCACAACCCAGCUGGCUCUUUCCUCCCUGGGUGCUGUGCAUUGUCUACUCCGUAGUGGCCGUGCUGAUCGGAGCCUGCCUAGCACUUGUCGGAAUCUACGGCAGCCUCUUCUCCAGAACGGUCGUCCUCAUGUGGUUGAUAUCAGCGCUGUCUGCGUUCCUCACCUCUGCUGUCCUGCUGGAGCCUCUCAAAGUGUGCGUGGAGGCCUUGAUCUACACUAUUGUUUGGCGACCUGUGGAUCCGGAGGUCGAGGAGCAGCUGGCUCAGGAGACAACAGUGGUGAAGGCAUCUGGAGAACACAACGGGAAGGUUCACCCACCGUGCGGCUACGGGCUGCUGCAGGCUAAGGAGGAGGCUCGUAAAGUCCGUGCACUGAGGUCACUCAUGAGGCACUGUGUGUACCAGCUGCUCUUCCUGUUGCUGGUGCUCCUGGUAAACUACCAGGACAGUGUGGAACAAAGGCAGGGCAGGUUGUUGCACUCUGCUGUUAGACAGCAACUUCACGCUGCUCCCUUGGGGGUCCCCAACCUCACAUCGAUCGCAAGCUGGUUGGAUGCAGUGCAGUGGAUGAACACCACCUUGGUUACCCACGUGUACCGCAACCCUUUGCUGCACCUUGUUGGAUCGCCUCGGCUCCAGUACACACACGACACACACACGCAGGGCUGGGCAGAGGUUAUCGUUUUGGGAAACAGCAGUGUGGCGACACGACGGGUUCUGGCUGACCUUCACAGGGGAGGCUUUUCCACUAAACAGUUCAAAACUGUCAGUCUGGACUUUACACAGUACCACACAGAGUCUGGUUUAUUCCUCUGUGUGUCCGUUCAACUAGAUCAGACGCAAAGAGUCACUUCCUCCCUCUCCAUUCAUCCAUUCCUCAUCCCGUCAUCUCACAAAGGCUUGGACCUUCAUCUGGUUCUCAUGGUUCUACUUCUCAGUGCUUCACUACUCAUCUUGUUUGGGGAAGUACGGUGCGUGGCUACUGAGCGUGCUCAGUAUCUGUGCAGAGGCAAACACUGGCUACAGCUGCUUCUGGCUGCAUUAUCGCUAGCGACGAGUGUUCUCCAGCUCUGUUUCCUGUCUCAGGUCGCAUCUUGUCUUUCCCAGCUGCGGUCCCAGCCUAAUAGCUUCAUUAACUUCCACGGCCCGGCUCUACUGACUCAGAGGUCUUCCCAAUGUGCGGCUAUCUUGCUCACUCUUCUGGUUCUCAAGCUAUUGGGAACCUUAAGGUUUGUUCAAAGGUGGGUUGUGAUCAUCAGAGUCCUGCAAAGAGCUUGGAAGGAGCUAUGGGCCUUAAAUAUCCUCUUAAUGCUGCUGCUGCUGCUCUGCACUCACCUCAGCAAUACGCUCUUCUCACAUUCAGUGGAAGGGUUUCUGUCCAUGCGUCAGGCUUUAGUGUCAUUGCUGUCAAUCCUGCGUGGCCGGAUCGGUCUCCAAAGACUAUGCAAGGUCCACCCAGUCCUCGGGCCCCUCUAUGGCCUAUUCUUGAUGGGGGCUGGUCUCUGGUUCUUGGCCAAACUCUUGGGAGCUGUUCUCAUCUGUGCAUACAGGGCUGAAAAAGCAGGCAUUUAUCGUCCAACGACAGAACCUCAGGACUAUGAGAUGGUGGAUUUCUUCAUCAAGAGAUUCAAGCUUGGGAUUGGGCUCACCAAGGCUAAAGAAUUCAGGCACAGGGUGAAGUUUGAAGGCAUGGACGUUGCUCCUUCCAGGGCUUCUCAAGAGUCCCGUCUCUCUACUCUAUUUUCCUCCCUCCCAUCUUCUCGCUCUCCGUCCUCAUCUCCUUCCUUUUCCUCUCCUCGUCCGCCGUCGUCAUCGCUUUCUACCAUGUCUGAAGACUCAUCACUUUCUGAGCAGGGCUUUGACGUCCAGCCCUUCCUAGACCACCUGCUGCCUUGUGUCAACGCUCUGCUGUCUCAGUUUGAUCGUGUCACCCAGAUAAUUGAAGAUGUUAACAACUUGGAGACGGAACUUGAGGAGGCUCUGAGCAAAAGAAAGAAAAGUAAGAGCAGUAAAAAGGAGAGAAUUACAGACAGAUUCCAAAAAUCUACAAAUUUGAAGGACCAGGAAGGUGAUAGAACAACAAAUGGUGAAGUCAGACGCAGGAGGACAGGUCUGCUUUACCCCAAUCCGCAAAAAACAUUUUCAACCAUGAUGCCUUUCACUCCUUCCACAAUCCACUCCCCUGCCACAUCGGUCCACAUGUUCCCUCGCACGCGUGGAUCCCACUCCCAGUGUGAAUCCGUGCAUUUCUGUGAGGCAUGGGAAGCAAGUAAGCCCACAGUUGGAGGCUUUGGUCCGUAUCCUGUAGCUUCUCCUGGUUUUCUCAGGUCCCCCGGAAGGAGAGCAUGGCAUUCUGGAAGCUCUCACUCGGCGGAUGCAGCUCAAAGGUUGUGGCAAAAACAAGGUGGAGUCUUCACCUUCAUCAGACCAAAGAGUGAAGAGGGCGCAAGGAGACGUAUCAGUGACGGUGCCCCCAAAAAGAGGAAAGCUUGGAUCUCUGAAGAACCAGACGUGGAGCAAGCAUAAACAAAUGUGGACUUCAUAAUCCUUGCACACCUUCAUGAGGACUUCUGCCAAGCCUACAUUGUAGUUGUGGUUAUUUAGCAUUGAAAAUACUAAAUACAUGCGUAAAAACGCAUGUAUCUGUAGUUUGCCUAUUAGCAAUUGUUAUAAACACUUACUAAUAUGCUUACUUACUGAUGCAGUUUAUGCUGGAAAAUGUACAAAACACAGGAUUUUUUUUGCAGAAUAAAGACAAGAGAUCACAUGGUCUCAAAUAAGAACACAAAUUAUGACUUUAGGCCCACUCAUCUUUGCAGAAUUAUUGUUAUUCAGCCACAUUGGAGGCUUUUCCAGCAAGAAGUGCCAUUUUAAUGUCAUGCCACAGCAUCUCUGAGAAAAUAUAACAAUGUAGUAAAAUUUU